GACCAUCAUAAACAACUCCGCGAAAGUGGCUUAGAUUGGCUACGGCAACUGUAUAGUGUACAGUUAAGUUGUAUUUCCUUGUAAAAUUACUUUACAUGGAUGGGUAGGAUUUAUUUUAGGCUGCUUUAUUGAAUCACACCAUGAUACGUUUAUAAUGCCAGGACACUGUGAUAGGUCAGUUUACGCUCGUUCUAGUCUUUAACUUUCCAACAGGGUACCUGUUAGCGUCAAUACAGUUAUGGCCAAACAUGCGAUGCUGUCAUCGGGGGCAAAAAUAUGGAGAUCUCUGGCCUGCACAAAGUCAGAGCUGCGGCUGGAUCUCACCCUCGCCUGUGGACAAUCUUUCCGCUGGAGAGAAACCGCAGAGGGCCAUUGGACCGGAGUGAUGGGAGGACGAGUGUGGACUCUGACCCAGACAGAAGACACCCUGUGGUACCACGUUUAUAAAAACCAAGAAGGGCAGAAAUGGGGAAGCGACAGGAAGAGGAGAGCUGGUAUUUCUCUCCAGGAGGAAAACAAGUCAGAGAAGAGAUUCAAAGGGGCUUUGAAGAUAGAAGAGGAUGAGAUAGUGGCUGAGACUUCAGUGCAGGACACUGAUGAGGAAAAAGAGAUGCUGAGAGAUUACUUCCAGCUGAAUGUGGAGUUGGGAGAGCUGUACAGAGAAUGGAGAGCAGCAGAUCCCCACUUCAAGAAAAUUGCAGAUAUCUUCACAGGUGUGCGAAUGCUGCGCCAGGACCCCACUGAAUGCUUGUUUUCCUUCAUUUGCACCUCCAACAACCACAUCUCUCGUAUCCAGGGCAUGGUGGAGAGACUGUGUCAGGCUCUGGGUGCCCCACUGUGCCAGCUGGAUCAAACCUCUUACUAUGACUUUCCUUCCCUAACUGCACUUGCAGACAGCAGCGUAGAGGCAUGUCUCAGGGAUCGCGGUUUUGGAUACAGGGCUCGGUUCCUGCAGCAAAGUGCGAAGCAGAUUCUUGACAGCCAUGGGCUCCAGUGGCUUGACGGUCUGCGCAGUGUCCCAUAUCUGCAGGCCCGUGAUGCUCUGCGCACCCUCCCUGGUGUGGGCACCAAGGUGGCAGACUGUGCCUGUCUGAUGUCCCUGGAUAAGGCAGAGGCCGUGCCCGUUGACACACAUGUGUGGCAGAUUGCUAAGCGUGACUACAAAUAUGCUGCUGGCAACGGACAGAAGAGCAUCACAGAUAAACUUCACAGAGAUAUUGGUGAUUUUUUCAGAAAGCUGUGGGGUCCUUAUGCUGGUUGGGCACAGUCGGUGUUGUUCUGUGCUGACCUCAAGAAAUUCCAAAAGCUAAAAGAAAUACCACUGAUGCAGCCAAAGAAAGAGGAAGAAGACAGAGAUGAAGAAGAAACAAGGAUAGCAUGCAAGAAAACUAAAAUGAAGGUGGAAGAAAAUCAAGCUGUGAAGCACAUGAAAACUAAGUCGGCAUGCCACAAGAAAGCAAAGAUGACUGUCAAGAAAGAGAAGGUGGUAUGAGGUAAACAAGCUUCUCACAUCAGGAUUCAGACCAGGUUACAAUAACAGACUUCUUUUUAAUUCAGCUUCAUUUGAAAACCCACUGAAAUGAAAAAUAUAGUAGAUUUAUUUGUGAGAUAAAACUGAUUACUGUAAAAACAAUUCUCAGGUGUUUUGUUUACAUGUAUUUUUACAUUGUACUGUAACGUCUCCUUCUGUAAUGUCUACUUCCACAUGAGUUCGCUAUUACACACUGUUGUUUUUUACAAUAAAAACAAUAGUCUUU
Molecule: messenger RNA, 1757 nt
Organism: Seriola aureovittata
Lineage: Eukaryota; Metazoa; Chordata; Actinopteri; Carangiformes; Carangidae
Gene: ogg1
Product: 8-oxoguanine DNA glycosylase
Exons: 7
Coding region: 239-1492 (417 amino acids)
Biological process (GO): base-excision repair; nucleotide-excision repair; base-excision repair, AP site formation
Cellular component (GO): nucleus
Molecular function (GO): damaged DNA binding; 8-oxo-7,8-dihydroguanine DNA N-glycosylase activity
Source: RefSeq, a predicted model, not a curated record